AUGGCUUCGCGGACAUUUCAGACUUGCCAGCAGCAGCUUGGGAGCUCGCUCAAGAUUUCGACCACAUCUGCGGGCGUACGAGUCGCACAGAGAAGCACAUCUACUUUGGCGAAUUUCAGGGUGCCUACGAUCAACAAUGAACCAAACGUAAGGACAACGACCUGUUCAAGACUCGCUGAGAGCGAGCUGACCUGCUCCAGAAACACUAUGAGAAGGACUCCGUGGACCGAGCGAAGCUCGCUGAGGCUAUAGCGACCCUCCGAUCCAAGGCUCCCUUGCAGGUCCCGAUCGUAGUCGGCGGCAAAGAAAUCAAGACCUCGAAGAUCUCCGAGCAACCCUUCCCUGCGUCACAUAAGCAAUCCAUCUCGUCUUGGUCGAACGCAUCCACACAACAUGUCCAGACGUCCAUCGAUUCGGCUUUGGCAGCGAAGAGCUCGUGGGAAAGCUUGCCCUUCGCAGAUAGGGCAGCGGUGUUCUUGAAGGCGGCCGAUCUAGUGGGAACAAAAUACCGAUACGACAUCAUGGCUGCCACAAUGCUUGGACAAGGCAAGAAUGCUUGGCAAGCCGAAAUCGACUCCGCUGCGGAGUUGGCUGAUUUCUUGCGGUUCAACGUUCAGUACGCCCAGGAUGUGUAUGCGCAACAACCUGUGCACAACGCCCCUGGCGUCUGGAAUCGCGUGGAGUACAGGCCGCUGGAGGGCUUUGUGUACGCCAUCACACCGUUCAACUUCACGGCGAUCGCAGGCAAUCUUCCGGCUGCACCGGCGCUUAUGGGCAAUGUUGUGGUCUGGAAGCCUUCUCCAGCUGCAAUUGCCUCCAACUGGCUAGUCUACCAGAUCUUGAUCGAAGCUGGCUUGCCUCGCGAUGUCAUUCAAUUCAUUCCGGGUGACGCUGUCGAGAUCACCAAGACUAUUCUGUCACAUAGGCAAUUCGCGGCACUCCACUACACUGGCUCCACUGCGGUCUUCCGCCAGCUGUACGGCCAGAUCGGUGCCAACACUGCGGAAGGCAAAUACCAGGGCUACCCACGCAUCGUUGGUGAGACUGGUGGUAAGAACUUUCAUCUUGUCCACCAAUCGGCGGAUGUUCACAAUGCUGUUAUCAACACUGUCCGAGGAGCUUUCGAGUACCAAGGUCAGAAGUGCUCUGCAACCUCGCGCGCCUACUUUCCCCUUAGCACCUGGGAGCAGGCCAAACCUCUCCUGAUCGAGGAGACGAAGAAGUUGAAGAUUGGAUCGCCCGAGAAGUUCGACAACUUCAUCGGACCUGUCAUCCACCAGCAAUCUUUCGACAAGCUCUCGAAAGCCAUCGACGAAUCGAACAAGGACUCCGAACUCGAGCUGCUGGUUGGCGGCAAACAUGAUGGCAGCGAGGGCUACUACAUCCAUCCUACCAUCUAUGUGACCAAGAAUCCCCAACACAAGAACAUGAGCACUGAAUUCUUCGGACCUAUCCUGACCAUCUAUGUCUACGAUGAUACCAAGGACGCAACCAAGGCCUUUGCGGAUAUCUGCAAGACCAUCGACGAGACGUCCGACUAUGCUCUUACGGGCGCUGUCUUUGCUCAGGACAGACAUACUUUGAACUUCGCCGAGAAUGCUCUUCGCAACUCUGCAGGAAACUUCUACUUAAACGUGAAGUCGACCGGUGCCGUUGUGGGUCAGCAGCCAUUUGGUGGUUCGCGUGCAUCUGGUACCAACGACAAGGCUGGAUCCGCAAACCUGCUCAGCAGAUUCGUGAGCAUGCGUGCUAUCAAGGAGGGCUUUUUGCCCGAGAAGGAGGUUUUGUACCCAUCCAACUACGUCUGA
This is a messenger RNA of Lecanosticta acicola, 1808 nucleotides long. The record is from the annotation of a GenBank genome assembly. NCBI's taxonomy places the organism in Eukaryota, Fungi, Ascomycota, Dothideomycetes, Mycosphaerellales, Mycosphaerellaceae.